This is a messenger RNA of Ilex paraguariensis (yerba mate), 309 nucleotides long. The record is from the annotation of a GenBank genome assembly. NCBI's taxonomy places the organism in Eukaryota, Viridiplantae, Streptophyta, Magnoliopsida, Aquifoliales, Aquifoliaceae.
AUGAGGGUAAUCAAAGCUCACCAGCGGAGCAGAGUCGAUCAAUUCUACGGCAUUGACGUCAGCAACACAGAGCUGGAAGAGUCUGAAGGGACGGUGUUGGACCAGGUUUUAGUGGGCCAUAACCACCAGUUGCGUUUUUCUAGGGAAUUGAAGUAUCGGUGGGAGAUUUCACAGGAAAAUUUCGGGAAUUUGUGGUGGGGUUUGGGGUUGGUAGAAGAACUGGUGGGAUCCACACAGGUUUGUAGGGUAAUCCAAGCUGUACUCAUUAGUGGCGUCCCAUAUUUCAUCUCAUCAAAAGGGCCCUAUUAA